Messenger RNA from Chrysoperla carnea, 2202 nucleotides. RefSeq names its product bis(5'-adenosyl)-triphosphatase enpp4-like. The transcript has 6 exons. The coding region runs from base 275 to 1762 and encodes 495 amino acids. Lineage: Eukaryota; Metazoa; Arthropoda; Insecta; Neuroptera; Chrysopidae. The record is from RefSeq and is a predicted model, not a curated record.
UUCUAUUUUGACAACCACACUUAUCACAAAUUACCUAUCCACGAAAACAUAAUUAAUCUAAAUUGACACACCUGUCUUCAGUGAUUUUAUGGUCAAAUGUGAUAACUUGGUGGUAAAAUUUUAAUAUUUUAAUCAUGUCCUUGAGAUUUGGAGUCAUAAAUAAAAAGCAUAUUUCGUAUCGUUUAUCACAAUAUGUUUCAUAAAUACGAUUUUUCGAAAAUGUUAACUAGUUAACUUUUUCUAACCCAGAAUGAAGGUGUAAAAAACUCAAAAAAUGAUUCUUAAAUACAUAUCAAUAUUUCUAGUUCUAUCGUUUGUAAAUACUUUAUCAAGAUAUCCGAUUUUGGUUAUAAUUUCUUACGAUGCAUUCCGUUACGAUUACUUUAACUCAAAUCAGACCCCAUACAUUCGUGAUUUCUUUAAAAAAGGUGUAUCAGCACAUCAUAUUUCAAGUGUAAUGCCUACAAAAACAUUCCCGAAUCAUUUUUCAAUUGCCACUGGAUUAUAUGCGGAUGUACAUGGUGUUGUGGGAAAUAAAAUUUAUGAUUCGAAGUUGAAGGAAAUAAUCGGAAAUAGUUAUGAAAUGUAUCAUUACAAUGAUCAAGUGGAACCGAUUUGGAUUCGAAAUGAGAAAGCUGCAUUUGAUCGUCAUUCCGGUGUAAUGAUGUGGCCAGGAGGUGAAUUUGCAUAUCAAAAUGUUAAUCCAACUUUUAAAAAAUCAUGGAAUAUUUCAGUAACAAUGACAGAACGGAUCGAUACGGUAAUGAAUUGGAUUAAUCAUCCAGAAACUCCGGCGAAUUUAAUAUUUUUGUAUUAUGAACAACCGGAUGAUGUUGCACAUGUAGAUGGUAUUUUUUCGGAACGAUUUAAUAAAACGUUGACAGAUCUAGAUUAUUUUACGAAAUAUUUUGAUGAUCAACUUAAAAUUCAUGGAAUCUACGAUCGUGUUAAUGUUAUUCAUUUAAGUGAUCAUGGAAUGAUCAAUUAUAAGUAUGAAAAUAUAAUAAAUAUUACACAGAAUUUGGAUCCAAAUUCAUAUAAAUUAGCUGGAUCAUCACCAUUUUUGCAUGUAAUUCCAAAUCAAGAUAAUGAAGUUGAAAUUUAUGAAAACUUAAAGAAUUUAUCUCAAGUCAAUAAACAUUUCCAAGUUCUAAGGCGAAAUGAAUUGCCUGAUAGUUGGCAUUUAAAGAAAACAAAUCGAUGUCCACCAUUAAUUGCUAUGGCAGAUCCAGGAUAUGCAUUCCAAGACGUUCUGGAUUUAAUAAAUAAGUAUGCGAAAAAUCGAACAAUAAAUUCAUUAAGUGAAUUUGGAAGCCAUGGCUAUGAAAACACAGAGUUAAGUAUGGCCGGAUAUUUUAUGGCACGUGGUCCAGGAUUUAAGAAAAAUUAUAGGGUACCACCAUUUAAAAAUAUAGAUUUAUAUCAUUUGUUUUGUGCCAUUUUACAAAUAUCUCCAGCAAAAAAUAAUGGAUCAUUCCAUAAUAUUGAACCAAUAUUGGUGUUACCUGCAGACGAGGGUGAAAAUAAUAUUCUGUCUUUGCUUUUUGUAUUUGUUGGAGGUGCUAUUUUAACAAUCAUAUGUUUGGGAUGUGUUGGUUAUGCAAUGCUCUGCUUAAUGAAAGGCAAAAAAGAAAGUGAAAAUAUUUCAAGGGCUGAAAAACGUUACACAAGUGAUUUAGACAUGGCGAUGGUAGCAUUAAAACAACGAAAAAAUCGUGAAGCUCAACAAUUACUAAUCAGUGACAGUGGUGAAUCUUCUUAAUAACAAUUUUCUUUUUUUGUUGUGACAGUCUUUUUCCAAACAAUAUUUGAAAGAUUUUGGAACGUAUAUACGUAAAUUUUGCACUUGGAGGCUGAAUAUUAAAAAGCCUGUUUUUAAUUUGCUUUACACAUCACCAAUUUAGACUGAAAUUUUAUACUCUUACAAUGGGAAUGGAAUUUUAAUGAGAUGUGGUCUUCGAAAGAGACAUAAGGUAUGGUAAUUUUUACAAACGAUUGUACUAGAAAAUACUUUUUUAUUAUAUUUUCUGUGUGAUUUUGAACGAAUCGUGUACCUUUUUAUCGAGUCAACAUUUUAAAAAUUAAGGAUUUUAAAGGAUUAAGAAAAUAAAUUCGGUGUUGGUUGGUUACCUAGUUAAUUUUUUUGUAUAUUUUUGUUGUACUUAAUUUAUUGAACUCAUUAUUAAAUGUCUUUUUUCGUUA